This is a messenger RNA of Lactuca virosa, 396 nucleotides long. The record is from the annotation of a GenBank genome assembly. NCBI's taxonomy places the organism in Eukaryota, Viridiplantae, Streptophyta, Magnoliopsida, Asterales, Asteraceae.
AUGUCGAUUACUCAAUCUUUACCAAAUCUUGAGUUUCUUGUAAUAAAAGACAAUGGCUUUGAGGGAACCAUAUGGGAAACAGGUGAGGAGCAGUUUCAGCGACUAAAAUUCUUGAGACUUGAAGAGUUAAAUAUCAAACAAUGGGAGGCCUCAAGUAUCAACUUUCCAUGUCUUGAAGAAUUAGAGGUGGUGAAUUGCAUUGAUCUUGAAGAGAUAUCCCUUGAAUUAGGGGACAUCUCAACGCUUAGUUAUAUUGAUGUUUUAAAUUGUGGUGCUUCUCUUCUUGAAUCCCUUCGACAAUUUCGACAGGAGCAAGAUGAUAUGGGAAACUAUGAACUGAAGAUCAUAGUUAAUGGAAGGAAAAUGUCCUCUUGUGUGCCCGAGAAUGAUGAUUAA